This is a messenger RNA of Loxodonta africana (African savanna elephant), 15566 nucleotides long. RefSeq names its product ATP/GTP binding carboxypeptidase 1 (gene AGTPBP1). NCBI's taxonomy places the organism in Eukaryota, Metazoa, Chordata, Mammalia, Proboscidea, Elephantidae. Bases 167 to 3847 code for a protein of 1226 amino acids. Gene Ontology annotation, molecular function: metallocarboxypeptidase activity; zinc ion binding. The record is from RefSeq and is a predicted model, not a curated record. The transcript has 26 exons. Gene Ontology annotation, biological process: proteolysis; protein side chain deglutamylation.
CACUGGGGUUUGUAUGAAAACACCGGGCGGCUGGCGGCGAGGCAUCUGCUGUGCGUCCAGAGAGGAGCCGGAGGCGCCGCCGAGCUGGUGUGGCGGCUCUGCCCAGUCGCUGCCAGCGCCUCAUCCAGAGCUGAUUAUCUGCAAUGUUGAAAUUAAGUAACUCAAGAUGAGCAAGUUGAAAGUGGUAUCAGAGAAAAGCCUUACCAGUAAUUCUCGGAUUGUGGGACUCCUGGCUCAGCUGGAGAAGAUCAAUACUGAGCCUACAGAAUCAGAUUCUGCCAGAUAUGUCACGUCAAAAAUUCUUCACCUGGCUCAAAGUCAAGAAAAAACAAGAAAAGAGAUGACAGCCAAAGGCUCUACAGGAAUGGAAGUUCUGCUGUCAACAUUAGAGAACACUAAAGAUCUUCAAACUACACUAAAUAUCUUAAGCAUUCUUGUUGAGCUGGUGUCAGCUGGAGGAGGUCGAAGAGCUAGUUUCUUAGUCGCCAAAGGUGGUUCACAAAUAUUGUUACAGUUACUGAUGAACACCAGCAAAGAGUCUCCCCCAAAUGAAGAGUUAAUGGUACAGAUUCAUUCUAUUCUUGCAAAGAUUGGGCCCAAAGACAAAAAAUUUGGCGUGAAAGCUAGAAUUAACGGAGCUCUGAAUAUAACGCUGAAUUUGGUCAAACAGAAUUUGCAGAAUCAUCGCUUGGUUCUGCCUUGCCUUCAGCUUUUACGAGUAUAUUCUGCUAACUCCGUGAAUUCAGUAUCCUUAGGGAAAAAUGGAGUUGUGGAACUGAUGUUUAAAAUUAUUGGACCAUUUAGUAAGAAGAAUUCAGGUCUUAUGAAGGUUGCUUUAGACACUCUUGCUGCAUUGCUAAAAUCAAAAACAAAUGCCAGGAGAGCUGUAGACAGAGGAUAUGUCCAUGUGCUUUUAACAGUUUACGUAGAUUGGCAUCGCCAUGAUAAUCGGCAUAGGAAUAUGCUCAUCCGGAAAGGAAUUUUACAGAGUUUAAAAAGUGUUACAAACAUCAAGUUGGGAAGAAAAGCGUUUAUUGAUGCCAAUGGAAUGAAAAUUUUGUAUAACACUUCACAAGAAUGCUUGGCAGUCAGGACCCUUGAUCCUCUUGUCAACACCUCCAGUCUGAUAAUGAGGAAGUGUUUUCCUAAAAACCGCCUGCCGCUCCCAACCAUUAAAAGUUCCUUCAAUUUCCAGUUGCCGGUGAUUCCUGUGACCGGACCUGUGGCCCAGCUCUACAGCUUACCGCCUGAAGUGGAUGACGUAGUAGAUGAAAGUGAUGACAACGAUGAUAUUGAUUUAGAAGCUGAAAAUGAAACUGAAAAUGAAGAUGACCUAGAUCAAAAUUUUAAGAAUGAAGAUAUUGAAACAGAUAUUAACAAACUAAAACCCCAGCAAGAACUAGGACGAGCCCUAGAAGAACUAAAAAUGUAUGAACAUCUUUUCCCUGAGCUUGUUGAUGAUUUUCAGGACUGUGAUUUAAUCUCCAAAGAACCAAAGCCUUUUGUAUUUGAAGGAAAAGCACGUGGUCCUAUUGUUGUUCCUACAGCAGGAGAGGAACCAUCUGGGAAUUCAGGUGAUUUAAGGAAAGGUGUUGUAAUGCAAGAGAAUGUAUCUUUUGAAGGAGAUGAAGAUGAUAAGGCUCCCUUUGUGGAUCUAGCAAAAGAAGAGACUAAAGAUAAUGACAGAACGUUACAGCAUCAGCUAGGUGAUCAGAAUAGAACUAUUUCACCAGUCCAUGGUGUAAAUAAUGAUAUUGUAAAGGCCUUGGACCGAAUUACAUUGCAGAAUAUUCCUUCUCAAACAUCCCCGGGUUUUACUGCAGGAAUGAAGAAGGACUGCAAUCUUCCUCUUACUGUCCUUUCAUGCACUAAAGCUUGUCCACACGUGGCUGCUUGUGGAAAUGUUCUGUUUGAGGGAAGAACAGUUCAGCUAGGGAAGCUUUGCUGCACUGGAGUCGAAACUGAAGAUGAUGAAGAUACUGAGUCUAAUUCAUCAGUAGAACAGGCAUCAGUCGAUGUACCUGAUGGACCAACACUCCAUGACUCAGAUCUGUAUGUUGAGGUUGUGAAAAAUACGAAGUCUGUCCCAGAAUACUCAGAGGUGGCUUAUCCUGAUUAUUUUGGUCACAUUCCACCUCCAUUCAAAGAGCCUAUUUUAGAAAGGCCUUAUGGUGUACAGAGGACAAAAAUUGCUCAAGAUAUUGAGAGACUGAUACAUCAGAGUGAUAUCAUAGAUCGAGUGGUGUAUGACUUAGAUAACCCAAAUUACAUCAUUCCAGAAGAAGCAGAUAUUUUGAAGUUUAACUCCAAAUUUGAAUCUGGGAAUCUGCGCAAAGUAAUUCAAAUUAGAAAAAAUGAAUAUGAUCUUAUUCUGAACUCAGAUAUAAACAGCAAUCAUUAUCAUCAGUGGUUUUACUUUGAAGUCAGUGGAAUGAGGCCAGGUGUUGCUUACAGGUUUAACAUCAUUAACUGUGAAAAGUCCAACAGUCAGUUUAAUUAUGGUAUGCAACCACUCAUGUACUCUGUUCAGGAAGCAUUAAAUGCCAGACCAUGGUGGAUUCGUGUGGGGACUGACAUUUGUUACUAUAAAAAUCACUUCUCAAGAAGUUCUGUUGCUGCUGGUGGGCAGAAGGGAAAGUCUUACUAUACAAUUACAUUCACUGUCAGUUUUCCACAUAAAGAUGAUGUUUGCUACUUUGCUUAUCACUAUCCAUAUACGUAUUCAACUUUGCAGAUGCAUCUUCAAAAAUUGGAAUCAGCACACAAUCCUCAACAAAUCUAUUUUCGAAAAGAUGUGUUGUGUGAAACCCUGUCUGGAAACAGCUGUCCCUUGGUGACUAUAACAGCAAUGCCAGAGUCUAAUUAUUAUGAACAUAUCUGUCAAUUCAGAAAUCGCCCUUACGUUUUCUUAUCUGCUCGGGUACAUCCUGGAGAAACUAACGCAAGUUGGGUUAUGAAAGGAACAUUGGAGUAUCUCAUGAGUAAUAACCCUACUGCUCAGAGCUUGCGAGAAUCCUAUAUUUUUAAAAUUGUCCCUAUGCUAAAUCCAGAUGGUGUCAUCAAUGGAAACCACCGCUGUUCUUUAAGCGGAGAGGAUUUGAACAGACAGUGGCAAAGUCCAAAUCCAGAUUUACAUCCUACGAUUUACCACGCCAAGGGGCUGCUGCAGUACCUGGCUGCAGUGAAGCGUUUACCCCUGGUUUUUUGUGAUUAUCAUGGCCACUCCCGAAAGAAAAAUGUAUUUAUGUAUGGCUGCAGCAUCAAAGAGACAGUGUGGCAUACCAGUGAUAAUGCGACUUCAUGUGAUAUAGUGGAAGAUAUGGGAUACAGGACUUUGCCUAAGAUACUGAGCCAUAUUGCCCCAGCAUUUUGCAUGAGCAGCUGUAGCUUCGUGGUGGAAAAAUCUAAAGAAUCAACAGCGCGUGUGGUAGUCUGGAGGGAAAUAGGAGUACAAAGAAGCUAUACCAUGGAGAGUACUUUGUGUGGCUGUGAUCAGGGGAGAUAUAAGGGUUUACAAAUUGGUACUCGUGAAUUGGAAGAGAUGGGAGCAAAAUUUUGUGUUGGUUUAUUACGUUUGAAAAGACUGACAUCCCCACUGGAAUAUAAUCUGCCUUCCAGCCUUCUUGACUUCGAAAAUGACUUGAUUGAAUCGAGCUGCAAAGUAACUAGCCCUACCACUUACGUUUUGGAGGAAGAUGAGCCUCGGUUCCUUGAAGAAGUUGAUUACAGUGCAGAAAGUAAUGAUGAGUUAGAUAUUGAAUUGGCUGAAAAUGCAGGAGAUUAUGAAACUUCUGCUCAAGAAGAAGUACUUUCUGACUCGGAAUUAUCAAGAACAUACCUACCUUGAGCCCUCUGCCAUCUUUGGUUAACUGCAAAGAAGAAAUGAAACCUUGGUUUUUAUUACACAGGAAAUAUGAGACAAAUCAGUUUCUAGAGAACUAACUCAGAAAGACAAAAAGUAACUUGGGCCAGUUUGAUUUCAAGAUAAUAAAUGUGUUAUUAAUUCAUGAUGAAAUCGGCACUUGUUUUAUUUUAGAUAUUCAGCGCACUUACAGAGCGUUGAAUUAUCAAAUACGGAAUUUACUUUUAAGGAAAACCUCAGUAUCAUUGCAUGGAUUUUUAUCUGCUUCUGGUCGUAUUCUACAUCAAGUGGGUAAUUUUGAAGUGUGAAAAGUAUAAAAUCUAAGUUCUAGAUAAUUGUGGUCCUGAGUUGUUGAGAACUAAUAUAUAUGUACGUGGGUUUCUGUAGAUGUGUUUGUGUAGAGGUGGGUAGAUACUGAAGGUCAGGGUGUUCUUCAGAAUCAUGUUAACUGUUGGAUUGUGACUGAAAUCAUCCAGAGUUUGCCUUGAGACCAUUACAUUCUACAUUUACGAAAUUAAACAAAUAAAAACGCUAUCUAAUGUUGCAUUCAUUUCAUCAUCCUUUUUAACAAGUCAUUUGAUUUGCAGAAUCUUUGUGAGUAUAUUAUAAAAAUCCAACAUCAGAACACAUUGAUCAGAAUUUUUAAAGGAUACUUCAUUUACUUAGUUUUCAAUUUUUUUAUGGUGUAGGCAUACCUGUACCUAUCAUAAAAGAUAUACAGCAUUUGGAGAGCUCUUUUCUCUGCUGUUGUCUUUCGUGGAUGUACCUGAAGUUCAUUACUAUAGCCCAACAGUUUGUUAAGAAGCUUUAAAAAUGGAGUUAAGGGUACUAUGUGAUGUUAAAUCUGUAUUUGUAUAUUGAACUUCGACAUUUCAUGAAUUGUGCUGUGUUAUUAGAUUUAUUGAAGUGGAUUCAUUUUGGGCAUGCUGAUGUUGUUGUCAGAAUCCUAUAUGACUGGAACAAAUUUAAGCCAUUUCUUGUAGUGACAUCUUCCUGAGUUUUAAGCCAUCCUGAUGUAAGAAUGACUUUGUGGUCAAAUAAAAUAAACUCAAGGACUUUCAAUGAGUUCUUUAAGAACUAAGUUUCUGUUCCAACAAAACAAAUCCAAAAAGAUACCUCAUUAGCUGAUUAUGAAAAUUGAAAUACAGAUUGUGAAGUUGAACGAGCCCUCCUGGCGGGUAGUGAGCUGAUGUGGGAAAGAGUGGAAUACUUUAGCUGGGCAAAGUGUUAUUUAGUGAUUUAUUAAUUAUUUAUAAUUAUAAAUUAUUAUUAAUAUAUUUUACAUGAAAAUGUGACAUUUUAUUAUAAUUAUAAGUAAUUAUAAUUCUUUUCAGAGAGUAGAUUAUGGAGCCACUAUGUCCACACAUGAACUUUUCUUGAUUCUUAAAUUAGAAAUUGAAACCGAGGUAGUCCUGUAUGACACGCAACUGUAGUUACUAUAAUGUGCAGAAUAACUCAAAAACUUCUAUUUAUUAUGUUAGGAUUAUAAAAACUCCUUACUAUGUACUGUUAUAAUAGUUUACAUUGACGAAAGUACAACUUUUAACGUGUUACAAACCUGAAUAUGCCUUUUAUUAACUAAUUAUUCAUAAGAUUGAAAAAACAGUAUAGUUAGGAAAUGAUUUUUUUCACAAAUAACUUUGGAAAAACAAAAAAUUAAUUUAAAAAUCUUAACUUUCCUAAUUAGGGGUAUAACUAGGUUUCACUGGCUAUUCAUAGGUAAAAUUGCCCUAAUUUUCACUUCCAUGGCCUCAUUAUUUUGGGAUUGCCAAAGAAUAGUUGAAACGACUUCAGGGCCAUAAUCCUAAGAAGGAAUGUGCUUCCCUGUGUAGGAGUGAUGAGGUCUGAUAAACUGAGUCAAAUGGUGCAUCUUGGAUUUAUUUAAUUUACCUAAUGUUUGGAACUUUGAUUUUCUUUAAAUGUAGUUUUGAUCUAAUCAGUGGUUUUCAAAUUUUAGUGUGGAUCAAAAUUACCCGGAAGGCUUCUAAAUACACAGGUAACUGCUCAGCACCAUCCCAGAGCUUCCCAUUAGGUACACUUUGGGCAGUGGUGGUGGUUGUCUGUUGCCAACUCAUAGUGACCUCAUAUGUGCAAAGUAGAACUGCUCCGUAGGGUGUGGUCCAAAAAUUUGCAUUUCUACUUAGUUGCCAGGCGGGGAUGCUGCUGGUCCAGGAACUGCAUUUUAAGAACCACUGGCAUAAUUGAUGUGCUCUUUGUAGCCACAUCAUCACAGUUUCCUGAGAAUCAGAGAAGCCAUGAAGUGGAAAUUGGCACAGGGGAUAAUUUAGAUCAAAAAAUUUAUAGAAACCCGGAACAGUCCAUGGAGGGCAAGUAGACCACAGGGUUGCUGGGGCAGAGCCAGGGUUUUAGCUCAGGUCUCCUGACGUCCAGCCUCAUGUUCUUCCCACAAGAGGAGAUGCUAUCAUUUGCCUUUCCCCAAAGAGUAAAGCGUGUGAAAAGCUUCAGGGUCUUUCUUGAAUCAAGGUUUAUUCAGGUAAACCCGUAAACCUCCCCCCGCAAAAAAAAAAUAUGCAAAAGCCUGUGGCUCACAUUAUUGGCUGUUCUCUCAUUGUAGUCACAAUCUUGUUUAAAUACAGUAUUAUGUCCUGUAUUUAGGUCUCUUUCUUAAUCGGUCUCUGCCACUUUUGCCAGUUUUUGUGUGGGAUUUAGAAACGUGGACAUUAGUCUGGAUCCUAAUUACAAAUAAGUAACUUGGAGUUCCACUUCAGAUGGCUUACCAACAGCAAUGAGAAUGAUAUUUCUGAAUUUCAAAUACCCAAUUUAAGGUGACUGUGUUAUUAUAAGCACUGAAAUGGAUUAUACAAAAUUGUACUUGCGGAAUUUUCUUGUGCAAGCUCCGCAAAUAAAUGACAGUAAUGAAACUAUAAAUUCUUAUAAAUCCUUUUUUAUAUAUUCAUACUUUAAUUAUUAAAAAAUAUUGAUUGGAAAUUGGUGACUUUUUCAUUUACGUUGCUGAAGGUUUAGCUCUUUCUAUUAGGAAAAACUUCCUAAUGCAUAUUUUAAUUGGGAGGUUAUUCUCCUUUGCCCAAUAAAAUGUUACUGUUAAUAUUAAGUAAAUAUUUCUCUAGUUAAAAUAUAUUCAAAUUCUUGAGACACAAAUGAAAACUUAGAUGAUAGUCUCAUUUCCUUUAGGAGAGUUAGUGUUUUGAAGGUUUAGUCCUUGAAAUGUCACAUUUCAGUUGUUUUCCACUAUUAGUGAUAUUGUUAUUAAAUAAAAACUUGGAAAAGUCAAAACCUGUGUAAGGCAGAAACCUGCUGGAGAAGGAGAACUCAAAUAUUUUCCACUAAAUAGAGGGCAAUAGAAAAGUGGUGACUGCGUUCUGUCAUAGGUGGAAAACUUGUGAGACCCGGAAAAACAGGGCAGUCCUUCCGAGUUCUGCCUCUCACAGGUCUCCCUGUGUUUACAAAGCAUUUUCACUCACCUAAAUUGGGCUAAUACUAGGCAGGUAGAAGUCUACCUUUAGUCCCCUCCUGUUUCUGAACCCUGAACAGUAAUUGAGGUUCAUCUGCCCUCUUUUCCUCCUUUCCACCUUACAAGUCUUCUGUACACGUCAGACCUUUUUGACUUCCUGGUCCCCUCUAUCAAUCAACUCACAACUUCUUCAGAGCUUUGCUAGGGGUUGGCAACAUUGAGUAGCUAAACUGUUUUCCCCUUUCAGUUUGAGCUUGCUAGGCAUGCAGUGCCUAUGUCCAAACGAAUGGGAGUCUUGCAGUGGCAUCUCAGACCGUCUGCAGGCCAGUCAGAAUGAUACUUUGGAGUAUGGGACAUGGUUGGCACUGGUCGAGUACUGAAGUGACCUCUGGGGGUGUGUCCUUGCACACAUACAUCCUCACAAACCCCUGCGAAGUGCAAGUGAAUGUGGUUCCCUUCUACAUGUCAGUCCAGACAAUUUUAAAAGGGCCGAAGAGUCUACAUCUUUGAAAACAGAUGGACUUCUCCGUAGACUUUUCUUUAACCGAAGUUGUAAUUAAGUAAAGGGCUUUGAGACUAGAGGCUUACUUUCGUGGUCAUAUGCAAAAUAAUUAUUAAAGUCAAAUUAUGGAAUGUAUUUAUAGUGUCAUGAUUUUUUGUAAUUUAUACUUUCCCGUUCUUACCUCAUAUAAUCUAUAUAGGAUUUGUUUUUCUCCUGUUUUAAUCGUUAUUAACCUUAGAAAUGUUUGAUGUUUCAUCUAUUUUCUUUUUUAGAAUGGGGGCACUUGGAACAGAGUGAAUGAAUUGUGUAAUUUCAUAUAAAAAUAAAUUUCAAGAUUUGGAAAUAUCCCUUUUCAAGAAAAAGCAUUUGUAUUUAAUGUAAAGAGAGAUGUAUCCAAGACACAUCUGUCUUGGCCAACCUUUAUAUCCCCUUUCUGCAGUGCUAUGCAAGAUGAAAACUUACCAAAAACUACACCUCUGCUGUCGUCACAUAUGCUAAGAGCCAGAUCUCUUGUGGGAUGCAGUGGACACUUGUGUUGCUGCCUCACAAAAUCCAUUCUCCCCUUUGCUCUAAGCAGUGUUCAUGAUCAGUGCUUUCUGAGUCCCCAACUUCCCCCACAGCAUCCGGGGCAGAGCACAUGACCUGGGCCAAACCAGCCAGCCAUUCCAGCUGCAGAGCACAAAGAGUGGUUUGGAGUGAGCACACGACCUAAGCCAGUCCACUUAAAAUGAGUGUCAGGACUUUCGGUGGUGAAGCUAGGACAAAGACCCUUCCUUGAUAGAGAAAGAUACAGCUGCUGGCGGCCACCAUCCAGCCCUGAGAGAAGAGCAUGCCCGAGACAAGUCAACGUUGAAUAAACAGAGCCAAGAUGUUUGAGAGAUGUUGGGUCCUUCCAUCAUGUUGAGCGCCCUAUCAAGCUAUACAGGAAACCUCAAGUUGCAGCAGCUAUUUGGACCUGUAAAUCGCUUUCAUUAUGCUAUUUGAAUUGAAUUUUCUAUUACUAGUAACAGACAUGCCAGUUACACAGUAUGUCUGAAAUCUGUCUGAAAAGCCACUAAAACUGAGUGUCCAUCCCUGAAGGGGCAGCUCCACCCAAAGCACCUGUCUUAAGAGAAGUUACAAGGAAGAGAUGAGUUCUUUAUCCCAAGAGUUAACAGGGCAGGCAAAAACAAGAGAUGUCCACGCAUACAUCUCAGACUUCAGCUAGCUUUUAUUUUGUGUCUACCAAAAAAUGUGUGCUGGGCUGCAAAUGACCCAUAUUUUUGUCAUUGUUUGCUCGAAACUCAGAGUAUUUCCUCCAGUGAUGAGAUUUGCUUUUCGUUUGUUCAGAGAGAAUAUUGUCCCAGGAGCUGGCUUUUCAGCAUCUUGAAAGUUAUCUUUAGUCAUAAUGAAGGACACAAAUGUGGUUAAAUAUUAAUAUUGAAGCUGAGUACCUCUUUAAUGGGGCAUCAUAAUAACAAGAUGGACCCAGAGAGCAAGCUGAGAGGGAUCAGAGAUCCCUUUAUUGAGUUAUAUCAAUUAGACCAAUUAAUGCAAAGACAGGGAGUAAGAGCUUGAAGUCUCUGGUAUUCACAAACAUAACGGGAUGAGGUCUUAGUACCGUUAAAUCACCAGUUUCAAAGCUCUAUCCAUCCACCCUUUGAUUGGAACUGCAAAUCUCUGCUUUUUAAUCCACCCAGGACUCAUAGAUAAAAAGCAUUUAAACAGUCCUUUGAAGAAGUGCUUUCCUGAAAGUUAUUUCAUUUGAGUUUCACCGAAAUGCUAUUAAACAGAUAUCACUAGCAUUUCCAUUUUAUAUGUGAAGAAACUGGAGCUUAGUGAGGCCAUAUGAUUUACCUGGGCUUGCUGGUAUGUAGCAGAUCGGGGACUCAGAUCUGAGCGUGGGGUCCAUCUUCGGAAGACACCGUGCUUUCCCUACGUUCAGCUAACUCAUGGCCUGUGCCAUCUCUUUCUGCGAGGGAGCCGGCCCGGUCAGCCUCGUAUAGUGUGGUGAUGGUGGAAGAAUCUGCCAUAGUGCUCUGAGGGAGGGUGGGGAGAACUAAAGCUGACAGAAUAUUUUGUAUGUUAGUCACACUUCUGGGUGCUUUAUGAAAACCAUCUUAACGGAACCUCUUUUUUAGCCCAUGGAAUGAUUCUCAUAUUUUCCAAAUCACUAUUUUAUGGGUAGUUGGGAGGAGGGUGGUAUAUCCAGCUUUUGUUUUUAAUCAUUUUAUGUGUAUAUAUUUUUUAAAGGAGAGACCCUUGAGCCUUUUUUAUUUUUGUUUAACAGAAUAGGUAAUAGUUUAGUACAAGCCUUUCUCCAUCUGUCUUUUAUGGUCUCUCAUAUGGCUUGGAAAGGCUGCUUAUAUAUCUGCGAUGCUGAGGAAAAAUAAUUUUGUCCAACACGCUAAACGUAAGUUUUGUGUAAUAGACUUACCUAAAGUAAAUUUUUGCUUUAUUUAUUUAUUUUUUAUUGGAAAGAUAGUUUAUUCUGUGGCUUUAUUAACUGGCAGGGCCAAAAAACAAGUUUUGUAUCUCAGAAAAGGAAAGUAUUACACACUUCAUCUCUUCAAUUACACAACAUGAGAAAUGCUCAAGCCGUUGGCUUAAUUUCCUAAGGUGCCAUAACAAAGUAUCACAAAACAUAUGGCUUUGAAGAACAGGAAGGUGUUUUCUCUUCGUUCUGGAGGUUGGAAGUCCAAAUCAGGAUAUCGGCUGAGUUCAUCCCUUCUGAAGACUGUGGGAGGACCUGUUCCAUGCUUGGCUCUUGGUUUCUGUGCUCCCGGCAAACCUCAGCAUUGCUUUGCUGCUUGUUGAUCAUCUGCCUUCAUUAUCACGUGCUUUCUGUCUGCCCCCUGUCUGUGAUCCUGUUCCUUGUCUUUCCUUUUAUAAGAUACCUGUCAGAAUGGAUUGGUGUUAGGAGAGGACCCACUCUACUCUCAUAUGACUCCAUUAACUGAUACCAUCUGCAAAGAAAAAGCCUGUUUCCCCAAACAAGGCCACAGGUACGGGGGCUAGGACUCCAGCGUGGCUUUUUGGGAGACACCAUUCAAUUCAUUAACAGUUCUUAUGCAAAUACUUACAAGCCCACAAUUACCUAUUUUUCUAGAUGCAAUUUUAGAGGAAUAUAACCUUUCUAACCCUGGUGGCGCAGUGGUUAAAUGCCACAGCUGCUAACCAAAAGGUUGGCAGUUCAAAUCCACCAGGUGCUCCUUGGAAACUUUUUGGGGCAGUUCCACUCUCUCCUAUAAGGUUGCUAUGAAUUGGAAUCUACUUGAUGGCAACAGGUUUUUUUUUUUUUGGUGUAGUACGAAACAAGAAUAAGAUGACUUAAAAACACCAACUUUAUAUUAAUUCAUGAUGGAGUUGUUGGCAAAAUUUUUAUUCAUUGUUUGAUUAAGCUUAGUUGGUAUCAUGUUCAAAGUUUUCUAAUUCUAAGAGUGAGUGUGGUAAUUAUGAACUAGGAACAGCCAGCUUAACCAUUUUGACCAGGUGCUGCCUAGUAAAAGGCGUCCAUUAUGGAUAAUUGUUAGAAUUUGUAUACUGAACUCAAAAACAUAAAUGUCCCAAACAAUGAAGAGGGCUUUGGGAUUCUACAUGGUUGUAUUUCCAGUAAAUUUGAUGUUGGAAAUUUCAUCGCGUCUUUGCAGAUAAAACAGCCUCUGUGUAAGACUACUCCAAAACAUGCCAGUCUGUCCAAUACUAGAGUGAAUGAAAGGAUGACUUUUUGUUUUGAUGAUGAUAAAGGCUAACAUUUACAGAGUGCCUGCUAUGUUAUGGUUGCUUAUCUGUGUGAUAGUAUGUGGUAUAUAUUAAAUAGGUAUAUAUAUAUAUGCCUAUUUUAUCCUCACAGCAAACUAUGAUAGGUAUUACUGUUGUUGUUAGGCACUGUCAAGUUGGUUCUAACUAUAGCGACCCUAUAGGACAGAGUAGAACUGCCCCAUAGGGUUUCCAAGGAGUGGUUGGUGGAUAUGAACUGCCCACCAUCUCUGGUUAGCAGCUGAACUCUUAACCACUGUGCCACCAGAUACCCCCAUUUUACAGAUGAGGAAACUAACUUGCUAAAGGUCACACAGCUAAUGAUUCUUAGUCAAGUCAAGCGGAAAAGAAGCUACUGAGAACUACUUUAGGGGAUUUAUAAAGCUAUCAUCCUAGAUUGCAUACCAUUUGACCAGGAAGCACAUUUCAUAGUCAAUAUGGUUCAAAAAUGGGCUUAUACUUAUGGAAGCUGCCAUUUUGCCUAUCACCCUCAAGAAACUGGAACAGUGGAACAAUGGAAUGUACACUCUAAGUCCAAGCUCAGGACGCUUACGAACUCUAGAGCUUCGCAGGAUGGCCUUCUAUUCCAUCUCAGGCCAUUUAACUCUCAGGAGUAGCUCUGUUCCUGGUACUAACCUCCUAUCACAUGGCUCCUUGAUGGACAGGGCCAAAGUGUGAGUAAGAAUGAUGGAAUUCAGAUAGCACUUCAGCCAAUACAUGAUCCGGUCCUCCUGUUAUACCUACCACAAACAGAUCCAAUGGAGUAAGAAGUGAGAAGUCAUAAACCUUUUUUUGUUGAAAGGAGAGACAAUAGAAGAACUGGCUUAUUGCCUAGACUGAGAUAAAUAAAAAAAAAAAAAUACAACAUGGAAAAUUGAGAAAAAUUUCAUGGACUGAGGGAAAAAAAGGAAAUAUAUGAUUCUAAAAUUAGUAUCUCCUAUGCUAUUUGUUUAUAAAUCUAGAGGAUCACUAUGAUAAGAAACCACUGAUAAAGUCAGAAUGUGAGCGCUCCCUCUUGGGGGAAGUGCCACAGUUUAUAACACAUCCUGCUAUCCCUUAUGCACCUGACUGGGACACACUGGACAGGUGCUGCAAGGGAGGCUAUAGAAGGAGACCAGGCAUGGAUGCUAAUAAUUAUAAUACCUGAUCACCCCUCAGAUGCCAUCUGUGAGUGGAACCUGGGUUGUAGGCAGUCUCACAACUAUGGGAUGGCUGAGACUGCUCAGAGAAGACAAUGGAUGGAAACAGGUGCUGAUCAGCACUCAGUGACAGGGCUCUGACUCACAGGGCAGACCCAAAGAACUGAAGUUUUGGGUUAUAUGCAAAUACCAACUUGUACAGGAACAAUGAAACAUUUUUACAGUCUUAGAGAAGUGGAAAGUUGUUUCAAACAUUGUGCCAUUUUGCUGAUCCUCCCAGAAAGGCAAACAAGUAAAAGCCAGAGAUAGCAGAUCAAGACUUUGCCUUUAGUGUUUGGUAUCUUUGCUCUGGUGUCACAAAUGGCUAAAUGCUCGACGGCUAACCAAGAGGCUGGCAGUUCAGACACCCAGUGGCUUUGCGGGAGAAAGAUGUGGUGAUCUGCCUCUGUAAAGAUCACAGCCUAAAGAACCCUAUGGGUAAUCCUACUCUGUCACAUGGGUUUGCUAAGCGUAUAAAUCCACUUGACAGCACCCAGCAACAACAAUUUAAAUAGUCCCCUUCCAUGUCAAAACUCUCUGCCUGGGAAUUUGCAGGGGAAAGAUGUAACACCCAGAGGUGUAAGUUCAGCAUAGGUCUUUCCAAUGAUUGUUUUAAUCUUUAACAUCCCCGCUAAUUAACACCACCCGUAUGUUCUCCAGUAGUCCACUGUAGGUUUUUUUAAUUGCCCCAGCUUGGGAGCCCUGAAAUCUUACUAAUCUUUUGAAUUUUCUGACCUUGUUCAAAUGGGAGGAUGCCAUUUAUUGGAUGCAGCUUCUCUGAUGUGGGAUUAGUUUGCAUUGGGUGGAAUACGUAAUGUCCGUUUAAUUAAAUCACCAAAUAUUUCCACCACAGCUUGGGGGGCGUUGGAGACCCAAAUUAUAGCAGCGGCCUAUUGGUUGAAGGAAAAUGAUGCAAUGUCCGUUCUAUUCCCACAAGAUAAUUUAUAUAUGUUUAUAAUAAGGUGAGGGAAGGAAAGCAAGAGAUGUUUACAAUCUUUGUAUCUCACUUAAAACUGCCUAGAAAAUGUCUCUUCAUUUUGGAUCAAAGAUUUCCUUAAAAUGUCAUAGAUAUUGGGGACCCUUUAGUCAGUAAACCACUAGCAGGGCAAACUCAAGAGAUCUUUGUACCCCACUAACCCAGCCUUUGGGAUUCUAUCAGAUGCAGGUCCUUAUUUCAUGGCCUAUAUGGGGGCAUUGGAAACGCUGGUGGCGUAGUGGUUAAGUUGCUAUGGCUGCUAACCAAAAGGUCAGCAGUUCAAAUCCACCGGGUGCUCCUUGGAAACUCUAUACGCAGUUCUACUCUGACGUAUAGGGUCGCUAUGAGUCAGAAUUGCCUUGACGGCAAUGGGUUUGGUUUUGUGGUGUAUGGGGGCACUAAAAAGGUCUCUGGGUGGCUGGAACAAAUGGUUCAUACUUGGCUACUAACCAACAAUUAGUGGUUUGAACCCGCCCAGCAAAGCCAUGGAGAUAAGGCCUGAUGGCCUGCAUCCAUAAAGGUUAUAGCCAAGAAAAUCUUAUGGAGCGUUUCUGAUCUGUGACAUGGGGUCGCCAUGAGGUGGAAUCGACUCAACAGCAGCCGUUUUUAAAAAUUUUUUAUUUUCUUCAAUUUAUGGGAGCAUUGGUGGUUCAGUGGUAGAAUUUCCUCACCUUCCACGUGGAAGACUCUGGUUCCAUUCUUGGCUAACGCACCUCAUGUGCAGGCACCACCAUCUGUCAGUGGAUGUUUGUGUGUGGCUGUGAUGCUGAACAGGUUCCAACAGAGCUUCCAGACUAAGACAGACUAGGGAGAAAGGCCUGGAGAUUCACUCUUGGAAAUCAGCCAAUGAAAACCCAGUGUGGAUCACAACAGUCUGAUCUGCAAUGGAUCAUGGGGCCAGUGCGGAACCCCGGCAGCAUCUCAGUCUGUUGUGUAUGGGGUUGCCAUGUGUUGGCAGUGACUCAGUGGCAGCUGACAGCCCUAAUUCUUCUGGGAAAAUGAGUGUUUGCCCAUAUCAGAGUCAUCACCAGGAGGAAUACCUGGCCCGAUGUGGUCUUGGAAAGUCACUCAUGUUGUGUAAGUGGAGCCCGAUUUAAAUAACCUAUCAGGGCAGCCUUGAAAAGGAAAGGUAGGAGAUGACACAGUAGUGCAAUAUGUGAGAUUCGUGCAUUCAAUCCGUAACAAACACAUUGAUUUUUUUUUUUUUCCUUUUUAACAGGAAGUACAGCUUAUUUAGGAGUCCCUGGGUGGUGCAGUUAAAGCAUUCAGCUGCUAACCGAAAGGUUGGAGGUUCAAAUCCAUCCAGAGGCACCUCAGAAGAAAGGUCUGGCUAUCUACUGCUGAUAGUCAUUAAAAACCCUGUCGAGCACAGUUCUAUUCUGACACACAUGGGGUCACCAUGAGUAAGAAUCGACUCGAAGGCAGCUAUUUUUUGGGAGGUAGCUUAGUUGAAAAAGCUUGAGUGCUGGAUUUAUCAGACUUGGGUUCAAAUACUAUCCUCCAUUAUUUAACCAGCUGGGUGGCCUUGGACAAGUGCCUGGAUCUCCCUGAGCCUCAGUUUCCACAUCUGUAAAAUAAUGAAGCCUGUGUCAUAGGAUUAUUGUGGGGAUAAAUUAUAUUCGUAGAGUGUCAGGCACAAAGCAACAACCUCUUGGCUGAAGGGAAAUGGUGCAACUCAAAAGAGCAAAGCUUAGUCUGUUCUGUUCCCACGAGAUAACUGAUGUGUGUUUGGAACAAGGAGAGGGAAGUAAAGCAAGACAUGUUCUACAGUCUUCAUAGCUCAAUAAGUAGGUCAACCCUGUAGAUGGUGGCCCAUUUGGCUCAAUUUCAUGUAUUCAACUUAGUAUUUUAGAAUUUUUUUGUCCUUCCAUAGAAUC